CGGUUUCAUCAUGCCCGAGGACAUAGAGGUGCCCAGAGUACCCAGGUACGUGCCUAGGUACCCACCAGGCCACCCAAACAGCGUAAGGUGCCAGCCAGCCUACCUCUACUAUGUGGUACCUGCACUACAGUACGCUAGGCACGUACGGAGCACACUGGCAGUGGCAGGUACCCAUGCCAACAGCUUCGCCAGAGCUUCAUGACCUACCUACCUCCCCCCGUCUGUCGCCCUCCACAACCCAUCCUCCGUCCAGCCCCUUCUUAACCCUUCCGUCUUCCUCCUACUUCAUCAUCACUAGCAACCAUCAUAGCUUUCCCUUCAACCUAUCUGGUUCAACCGUCCUUAUAAUCUCACCUCGGGCCUCUCGUCAGACGGCCCACGCAGUACCGCAGCUUAUCUCAAGUGCUCUCUAUCUGCCGAGCUAUCUAGUCCUGUGUCGUCGUCACCACCCCCAACACCUUCAAGAUGAGGAUCGCCACCUCAGCGCUGCUGGUUGGCGCCGCCUCCGCCAUAAACUUCCAGCAGGACGCCCAGCAUGUCAUCGGCGAUGCUGCUGAUAAGGUCAAGCAGGUCGCCUCUUCCUGGGCUGACAAGGUCAAGGAGUACGAGGCCGUCUUCGGCGCCAUGACCUCGGACGCCAAGGCCCUUUGGGAAGAGGUCGAGAUGCUCGUUCCCGGCGCAUUCGACGCCCUACCUCCCCUGACCAAGCCCAAGAAGGCCCAGCGCAAGCCCGACUCCAAGUGGGACUGGGUCACAAAGGGUGCCGACGUCCAGGCCCUGUGGACCGAGAGCACCGCCGAUGCCGAGAGCCACAGGCUGGUCGGCGGAGACCUCGAGGCCUACAACCUGCGCACCAAGGCCGUCGACCCAUCCAAGCUUGGGGUCGAUACCGUCAAGCAGUACUCGGGAUAUCUGGACGACGAGGCCAACGACAAGCAUCUCUUCUACUGGUUCUUCGAGUCGCGCAAUGACCCCAAGAAGGACCCUGUCGUCCUCUGGCUCAAUGGCGGCCCAGGCUGCUCGUCCCUCACCGGCCUGUUCUUCGAGCUGGGCCCUUCGUCCAUCGAUGACAACGUCAAGGUCGUCUACAACAAACACUCGUGGAACGCCAACGCCUCCGUCAUCUUCCUUGACCAGCCCGUCAACGUCGGUUAUUCUUACAGCAAAGACUCGGUCAGCGAUACUACGGCCGCCGGCAAAGAUGUCUACGCUCUGUUGACUCUGUUCUUCCAACAAUUCCCAGAGUAUGCCAAGCAAGAUUUCCACAUUGCAGGGGAGUCGUACGCUGGUCACUACAUUCCCGUGUUUGCCUCCGAAAUCCUGUCCCACAAGGACCGCAACAUUAACCUCAAGUCUGUGCUGAUUGGCAACGGUCUGACGGACCCCUACACUCAAUACCCCUACUACCGGCCCAUGGCCUGCGGUGAGGGUGGCUACGACGCUGUUCUCAGCGAGAGCGAGUGCCAGUCCAUGGAUAAUGCCCUGCCUCGCUGCCAGUCCAUGAUCAGCUCGUGCUACGAGAGCAAGAGCUGGUUCAGCUGUGUCCCUGCCUCCAUCUACUGUAACAACAACAUCCUCGGCACUUACCAGCGAUCGGGCCAGAACCCCUACGACGUGCGCAUUCCGUGUGAGGGCGGCUCGCUCUGCUACCCUGGCCUCGGAAACAUCGACAAGUACCUCAACAAGAAGGAUGUCAUGGAUGCCCUCGGCGUUGAGACUGUCGAUAGCUACGAUAGCUGUAACUUUGACAUCAACCGUAACUUCCUUUUCAAGGGUGACUGGAUGCAACCUUUCCACCUACUCGUCCCUGGCAUCCUUGAGCAGAUCCCUGUCCUCAUCUACGCCGGCGAUGCAGACUUCAUCUGCAACUGGCUCGGUAACCAGGCUUGGUCCAACGAGCUGGACUGGCCCGGCCACAAGGACUUCAAGAGCACCAAGCUCUCGCCUCUCAAGGCUGACGGCAAGGAGUACGGCAAGGUCAAGUCUUCCGGAAACUUCACCUUCAUGCAGAUAUACGGGGCCGGACACAUGGUUCCAUACGAUCAGCCCGCCGCUGGUCUGGAUUUCUACAACCGGUGGAUUGGAGGUGAAUGGUAUGCGUAAAGCAUCGGCCAAAUGACCUAAAUUGAGAGAUGGACUAGUCUCGUUGUCAGAUUGUUGGGUUGUCGAAUCAAUUUGCAGAACCAUGUACUACAAUAAAGUCUGGGGGAGUUCCCUCCUGUGUUAGCGUUAUCAGAAUGAAGGUCUCGGUCCUCCAUG
Molecule: messenger RNA, 2259 nt
Organism: Diaporthe batatas
Lineage: Eukaryota; Fungi; Ascomycota; Sordariomycetes; Diaporthales; Diaporthaceae
Product: carboxypeptidase C PRC1
Exons: 4
Coding region: 466-2103 (545 amino acids)
Biological process (GO): proteolysis
Cellular component (GO): fungal-type vacuole
Molecular function (GO): serine-type carboxypeptidase activity
Source: RefSeq, a predicted model, not a curated record